This is a messenger RNA of Pichia kudriavzevii, 1569 nucleotides long. RefSeq lists its product as uncharacterized. The record is from RefSeq and is a predicted model, not a curated record. Gene Ontology annotation, cellular component: cytoplasm. The coding region runs from base 1 to 1569 and encodes 522 amino acids. Gene Ontology annotation, molecular function: IMP dehydrogenase activity. Gene Ontology annotation, biological process: GTP biosynthetic process. NCBI's taxonomy places the organism in Eukaryota, Fungi, Ascomycota, Pichiomycetes, Pichiales, Pichiaceae. The transcript has 2 exons.
AUGUCUCUAUUAAACUGUGCCAACGCGUUAUCAUAUUUGAACGAAUACAAGCAAAAAGAUGGUUUGUCAGUUUCCGAAUUGAUGGAUUCUAGAAACAACGGUGGUUUAACUUAUAAUGAUUUCCUUAUUUUGCCAGGUAAAAUUGAUUUCCCAGCUUCCGUCGUCUCCUUAGAAUCCAAAUUGACCAAGAAGAUCACUUUGAAGGCACCAUUUGUUUCUUCUCCAAUGGAUACCGUUACUGAAUCAGCAAUGGCCAUUCAUAUGGCUUUGUUGGGUGGUAUUGGUAUCAUUCAUCACAACUGUACCCCGGAAGAACAAGCUGCUAUGGUUAAGAAGGUGAAGAAGUACGAAAACGGUUUCAUUAACGAUCCAUUUGUCAUUUCUCCAUCAACAACUGUUGGUGAAGUGAAGAAGAUGGGUGAAACAUAUGGUUUCACCUCUUUCCCAGUGACUGAAACUGGUAAAGUUGGUGGUAAAUUAAUUGGUAUUGUUACCUCAAGGGAUAUCCAAUUCCACGAAAAUGCAUCAUCUCUUGUCUCUGAGGUCAUGACCAAGGAUUUGGUCACCGCAAAGAAGGGUGUUUCUCUUUCCGAAGGUAACGAAAUCUUGAGAUCAUCCAAGAAGGGUAAGCUUCCAAUUGUUGAUGUUGAAGGUAAUUUGGUUUCUUUGUUGUCCAGAACUGACUUACAAAAGAAUCAAGAUUACCCUAACGCUUCUAAGUCGGCAACCACUAAACAGUUAUUAUGUGGUGCUGCUAUUGGUACUAUUGAAUCUGAUAGAGAAAGAUUAAGAUUAUUAGUCGAAGCAGGUUUAGAUGUUGUUGUCUUAGAUUCUUCUCAGGGUAACUCUGUUUUCCAAUUGAACAUGAUCAAGUGGAUCAAGGAGACAUUCCCUGAGUUGGAAGUUAUUGCAGGUAAUGUUGUUACUAGAGAACAAGCAGCUUCAUUGAUUGCAGCUGGUGCGGAUGGUUUAAGAAUCGGUAUGGGUUCUGGUUCUAUCUGUAUCACUCAAGAGGUCAUGGCAUGUGGUAGACCGCAAGGUACUGCUGUCUAUAACGUCACUGAAUUUGCAAACAAGUUUGGUGUCCCAUGUAUUGCAGAUGGUGGUGUCCAAAACAUUGGUCAUAUCACUAAGGCCAUUGCACUAGGUGCUUCUUGUGUUAUGAUGGGUGGUAUGUUGGCUGGUACCACCGAAUCUCCUGGUGAUUAUUUCUUCAGAGAUGGUAAGAGAUUAAAGACUUAUAGAGGUAUGGGUUCUAUCGAUGCUAUGCAAAAGACUGAUACUAAUGCAAACGCAUCUACUUCAAGAUAUUUCUCUGAAGGUGAUAAAGUUCUAGUUGCACAAGGUGUUUCUGGUGCUGUUUUAGAUAAGGGUUCUAUUACUAAGUUCAUUCCAUACAUUUACAAUGGUUUACAACACUCUUGUCAAGAUAUUGGUGUUAGAUCUGUUAAGGAGUUAACUGAAAAGGUUAACUCUGGUGAUGUUAGAUUUGAGCUAAGAACUCCUUCCGCCCAAUUCGAAGGUGGUGUUCACAACUUACAUUCUUAUGAAAAGAAACUGCACAACUAG